Messenger RNA from Electrophorus electricus (electric eel), 1400 nucleotides. RefSeq names its product methionine sulfoxide reductase B3 (gene msrb3). NCBI's taxonomy places the organism in Eukaryota, Metazoa, Chordata, Actinopteri, Gymnotiformes, Gymnotidae. The record is from RefSeq and is a predicted model, not a curated record. Gene Ontology annotation, biological process: protein repair; response to oxidative stress. Gene Ontology annotation, molecular function: peptide-methionine (R)-S-oxide reductase activity. Gene Ontology annotation, cellular component: cytoplasm.
CGUCAACAAAUGCGCCCAAGAUGUACAGCGGACAAGCCACUUAGAGACCGUCAACAAAUGCGCCUCUUACGGAUUUGGCAAAGUGCAGUUUUGACUUUCUGCGUGGCUUUGACUGUGUUUCUUUGUACUGCUCCACCCUACUAUCUCUGCUCAAGUUUGCUAUAGGCCAGGAUGGCCUUCCGUCUUCUUCAGUGUCUAGUCCCUGCAACCCCCUUUGUGUCCUUGGUGGUGCGCCAGUACAGAAGGUCCACUAUGCGUGUUGGACAACUGCUAAAUGUCACUUCACCAGCUUCACUAGGGACAUGCCGCACCAAGAAGACGUGGCCCAGAUGUUUCUCUCAGGAGGAGCUGAGGAAGCGCCUUACGCCCAUACAGUACCAUGUCACACAGGAGAAGGGCACGGAGAGUGCAUUCAGAGGAGAGUAUACAGACAACAAAGAAGAGGGCACGUAUUCGUGUGUAGUCUGUGGGGCCCCUCUUUUCACGUCAGAUAAGAAAUUUGACUCUGGCUCAGGAUGGCCAUCAUUUUUCGAUUUGAUUAAAGAGGACUCAAUAUCGCUGACAGAUGAUUUAUCCUAUGGCAUGCACAGAAUGGAGGCUAGCUGCAGUGAGUGUGGCGCUCACCUGGGGCACCUGUUUGAUGAUGGACCCCGACCCACUGGGAAGCGUUACUGCAUAAACUCUGCUUCUCUCAGCUUCCAGUCAAAAAAUGCUGGUCCUGAAGGGGUAGAGCCAGGUGGAGCCACAGGCCAAUCAGCAUCCUCCAGCAAGAGUGAUCUUUGAGGGGGACAUCUAUAGACCAGUCAGGUGUCGGAGCCUUAGGGUAGACCCUGUCAAAUUCACUCCUUCAUGGGCUACCAACUCUAGUUAGGUCCUUUGGCAGCCAGAAGGCCAUUCAGUUCAGCAGUACAUGAGCAGAAUCAUUUCAUGGCCUUGGCUGACAUGCCAUACACAUCACGGCACACAACAAACCCCAACUGCUGAUCAGGAAGGCUGUUGUGUACUGUUGCUUUUACCCUCUACUAGUGGCUUUAAUAGUGUAAGACUACGCACUGUGGGAUUUUCUUCUAAAAGAUAUAAUGGAAUGCUGUUGUUUGGAAAUUAAUUAUAUAUGUGUACCUUAUCAGAGAUACAUGUUGUUUUUGAAGUGCUAUUUGGAGGUUAGGGUUUUGAGGAAAACACUAUGCAAAGUGCUCUUGUGAGCUGUAAAAUAAGCACCAAGUGGAGAGUAUUCUUUCAAAUAAAAUGUAAUGGAUAACAGAUUAUUAGUCUGAACAGAAAUGCUGCCUGACUUUUUUAAGGUUGCUUUCUUGUCUCCCUGCCUGUGGUGCCUCUUUUUACUCAUAUUCAGAUCUUUGGGGGGGCUCUUGACAAGUGUUAUUAAACAGUUAUUGAGUACA